AUGUCUGAAGAGACUACUGGCUAUCAAUAUUAUCAAUACACUCUAAACUAUGGGGUCACGAUCCACUAUGCAGUCAUUUUUCUUGUCCUUGCAAUCAUUGAAACGUACUUUGUAGUGUCAAAAUACGUCCAGUUCAAAGGCAAGAUUAGAUCAAAAAAUUUAAAAAGAUACUGCAAUGUGAUGAUCCCAUUCAUCAUUGGGAUUGUUUUGGAAAUUAUUGGGUUCACGGCCAGGGCAGUUUCUUCUAAACAGCCCGAACUGCUCAUGCCAUAUGUGAUUCAAUCUAUCCUUAUUUUGAUUGGGCCAACACUUAUUUUGGCAAGCACGUACAUGAUAUUUUGCGAACUUGCAAAGAGUCUUAAAGCUGAAUCUUACUCUAUGGUGCCAUUGAAGUAUCUCGCUAAAAUAUUUGUCACAGGGGACAUCGUAUCACUUUUCGUACAGACUUGUGGUGGUGGUUUACAAGUCGUUGAUUCAUUAAGAGCAGCUGGAAGAGCGUUGGUCAUUACGGGAGUUAUUGUGCAACUUGUGUUUUUCACUGUUUUUUGCUAUGUAUUUGUUUGGUUUGGUUUGAAAAUUUGGCGAAACCCCACUAAAGUGGCAAAAACAUUGGAACUGGCGUUUCCUAGAAUAGGCAACUGGAAACACGGAAUAAUGGUUUUGAGUUUCAGCUGCAUAUUUUUGAUGGUUAGAUCUAUCUAUCGAUGUGCUGAAAUGAUUGAAGGCACUAACGGUUUGCUUCAGUCGAGUGAGGUAUAUCUUUGGUGCCUUGAUACUGUCAUGGUACAGACUUCCAUUUACUUUUAUUUGACAUUCAACUGGACUGGCUAUUUUUGUCGCGUCCAUGAGUAUUACAGCUCGGUUUUUGAUGUUAUUGAACUUGAAAGUAUAAUCAAUUGA
Messenger RNA from Lodderomyces parapsilosis, 900 nucleotides. RefSeq names its product RTA1 domain-containing protein. The record is from RefSeq and is a predicted model, not a curated record. Bases 1 to 900 code for a protein of 299 amino acids. The transcript has a single exon. NCBI's taxonomy places the organism in Eukaryota, Fungi, Ascomycota, Pichiomycetes, Serinales, Debaryomycetaceae. Gene Ontology annotation, cellular component: membrane.